Molecule: messenger RNA, 2477 nt
Organism: Aphanomyces astaci
Lineage: Eukaryota; Oomycota; Saprolegniomycetes; Saprolegniales; Verrucalvaceae
Exons: 12
Coding region: 40-2043 (667 amino acids)
Biological process (GO): ribosomal large subunit biogenesis; protein import into nucleus
Source: RefSeq, a predicted model, not a curated record
GUUGAUAUCAAUCCAACAUUCAAUCAAGGAGUUAGCACCAUGGGCAAGGUCAAGAAGCGUCGUAACAUCAGCCACAAGAACGUUGCGCCUCCCACGGGCGGUCCGUCGCAAGCGGAGAUUGAUGACGCCAUGGAAGGCUUGGACGACGAAGUCGAUGCUAACGAGACUGCUGAUGCCGCAACCACCACAGUGGCGGCGCGCGGCGGGAAGAAGCAAGUGCCCGACUUCCUUUCCGGGCUGACCAACCUCCAAGGUUCUGUACGAGAGGCUACGUGUGUCGCGCUGGCAUCGUUCUUUGCAGGCGAAGGGACCCCAGACAAGCUGAAAAUGCUCGACAAAUUGCUCAACGCUGGUCUGUUGAAGAAGCUGCUGCCGCGAGUGGUGGACCCAUCGACGCUCGUGCGCCUCCACGCGCUGGGUGCCCUUCGCAACAUCAGUGCGUUCGGGGGGUUGGACGUGUCCGAGUCCAUGACGAGCGAAGACAUUUUGACGCCGUGCAUCAAGAUUGUGGUGGAAUAUGCCGUGGACAACGUCGACGGCAAGGCGUCGCCGCACGCGGUGCCCAUUCUAGAGCAAGUGUUUGCGCUACUGACAAACUUGUGCGAAAGCUGUUCGCUGGCGUUGGUCCAAGCGACGCACCAGCGCCACGCGUUGCUGCCUGCGUUGCUGCAUUCACUACACGUGGCCAAGCAACCGGCGCUCCACCUCGAGACCAUGAAGCUGCUGCUCGUACUAUGCGACAACAACCCCGACCUGAGCCAGUCGUUUCCCGCCGAGUUUCCCCCGGCGUUGCUGCAGAUUCUGCAGUCGCCGGAACAUUCCACGAAACUUCGUCUGACUACGAUCGGGGUCGCGAUUAACCUGCCGAACGUGCUCGAGAACGCGCAGAGUGUUGGUCUGUUGCUCCCCGUACUGCAAAGUGCCGUCGCGUACGACCCCAUUGGCGUCGUGGGGCAAGCCCAAGCCGCAUCCGAGCAGUGGGACCUGGCGCAGCAAGAUUACGGCACCGUCGAAGUGUUUGCCGACGAAGACGUGGAAGAGCGAGAGCAUGUGGAAAAGGUCAAGAAGGCCGUGGCGGUCGUGCGGUCGUGGCGGGAGAACGUUCACAUUUUGACGCUGGGCUUGGAAUUGCUCAGCAACAUGCUCGCGAACGUUGAAUUAGGAGACGACGGCGAUGAGUGGGGAAGUGACGACGAAGAUGGUAUGGAAGAGGCGGCGCAAACCCAAGGCAACGCCGCGACGAGUCGCCCCGUGUCCGUUCCCGCUCAAGUGUUUGGUGCUGAAAACAUCUUGCCCCAUGUGUACAGCAUUGUGCAAAGCGUUGUAACUGUGCCCGCGCAUUUGGCCGCUCCCGUGGUGGACGAUUUCGCCGCCAUUCGUGAACGCGCGCUCAACUGUUUGACGAAUUUGGUGGCCAACUUGUCCGUCGCUGAUUUGACCCGGGGCUGUGAUUUAAACCAAGUGUUUCAAGUUGUGUUGGCGCUAUAUGCGGAUGUACAGUCCAAGAACGAGUUGGCGCUGUCGAAAGACUUGUUCCAACCCGACCGCGCCAACACGGGCGACGUCGACGCCGCCGUUAUGGCCGUGUUGAGUGCGCUCGUGCUUCGAUCUGUGGACGACAACUUGCCGCUGAACGUGGCGCCCGAGCACUUGGGCGCCGUGCUGGCCAGUGCGCAAGCUUCGCCGUCGGUGGAAGCGCGCACGAGCGCCGUCCGAUUGCUGGGCACGUUGGGCAAGAAGGCGCACUCGUUGCCCGAGAACAAGGUCCUCGCGGUGUGUCUGAGCGCCGUGCUGCGGGAUACCGACCUCGCCGUGGUGUGCGAGGUCUUGAACGCGCUGUUUGACAUCUACGCGGACGAGCAAUACGACUCUGUGUUCCACGAGGUGAAAUUCUUGACGUCGCUCGAGCAUGUUGGCGCAGGGAUGAAGUCCAAGAUCAAGAGCGAAGCCAAGUCGCUGGACCGGGAAUUGGUCGCCCAUGCCAAGGAAACACGGCUCAACCUCCUUCGGUUCAUCAAGUACAAGAAGCAGCAUCUAAAAUAGUUUUAUAACGACGUAGAAGUAUAUGUUAUAAUUACUGUUAUAAUAACGACGAGUCGCCCAAUGGGGUCUUUUGGCACCUAUAGCCGAGGCGAAUGAGGCGAAUCGCGCCGCGAUCCCCGCUGUAGUCGACGGGGCUGGACGUUGGCCAGUACGUGAUUGCUGGGUCGAACGGCCCAUUCAUGUACCACCGAAUGCCGGUCGUGGCAAAGACGUCAUCGAUGCAUGACGGGAGCUGGAUGGACGCUGACUGGGUGUUCUGCGACGCGUCGGUCGUGAUCACAGUGACUUGGGACGUCACUGUCGUGUUGCAGAAGCACUCCACGAGGUAAGGAUACACAGGGACUUUGACUGCCGCGCCGACUUCCGCUGCCGUCACGACGGUGCUACAAGCGUAGAGCACGAUCAGCAGCAACGCCGCCAUGCUUAGAAAAAUC